Messenger RNA from Limulus polyphemus (Atlantic horseshoe crab), 1226 nucleotides. Its product is annotated as RYamide receptor-like. Gene Ontology annotation, cellular component: membrane. The record is from RefSeq and is a predicted model, not a curated record. NCBI's taxonomy places the organism in Eukaryota, Metazoa, Arthropoda, Merostomata, Xiphosura, Limulidae. Gene Ontology annotation, biological process: neuropeptide signaling pathway. The coding region runs from base 42 to 1226 and encodes 394 amino acids. The transcript is spliced from 2 exons. Gene Ontology annotation, molecular function: neuropeptide Y receptor activity.
AGAACCUUUGAUCAGCUUUCCAAUAUCAAAUCAACACCAGAAUGGCGGACAUUAUUAACGACUCGAUAUUUGGUCAAUGGGAAACAAAAGUAUUCACUGGAAUUAACAUUUCCAUGGAUCUUUCCCGUGAUUCUAAGGAAGAUAACAAUACUAACCCUCACACUCCUGCAUACGGAAGUCUUGUCCCUAUAGGUGUUCAGGUUCUCAUGUAUAUUAUGUACAUAGCGAUAUCCCUGGCAGCUAUAGGUGGGAACGGGAUUGUUUGUUAUAUUGUGCUCUCUGAUCCACGGAUGCGGACUGUAACCAACUUUUUCAUUGUUAACCUUGCUGUCGGUGACAUUUUAAUGGCCGUUCUGUGCAUUCCUUUCACCUUCGUGGUCAAUCUUAUUCUUGGACAGUGGCCAUUCGGUGCUGUUUUCUGUGUGAUUUUCACUUAUGCCCAAGCCGUCUCUGUAUUUGUUAGUGCUUACACGUUAAUAACAAUUAGUAUAGAUAGAUACAUCGCUAUCAUUAAGCCCUUGCGGCCAAGAAUGACUAAGUUGCAGGCUAAGCUGCUGAUUCUUGCAGUAUGGUUAGUGGCGCUGUUAACACCCCUACCGACAGCCAUUGUUUCCAAGUUAGUUCCACAGAACGACACUGAGGGUUAUCGUUGUACCGAAGAUUGGAGUACACCAAUACAAAGAUAUUACUACAGCAUGGCCCUUAUGCUUCUACAGUAUUUCCUUCCUUUGAUUGUACUUAUCUUCACCUACACCAGGAUCGCUAUUGUUGUAUGGGGAAAGCAAACUCCAGGGGAGGCCGAAAACAUCCGCGAUCAGCGACUGGCUGCUUCGAAACGAAAAAUGAUAAAAAUGAUGAUCACCUGUGUCACAGCCUUCACCCUGUGUUGGCUACCCCUUAACACUCUGCUAGUCGCCGGAGACCAUAACCCGAGCAUCUAUUACUUCCCACACAUUGAAUACAUAUGGUUUGCUUGUCAUUGGCUAGCAAUGAGCCAUGCUUGCUGCAACCCUUUCAUUUACUGCUGGAUGAACUCCAAAUACAGAGCAGGUUUUGCUCGUGUCUUCCACUUCAUUUGUUGUAUGCCCCUGCGACAACAUCCUGAUAACCCCCUUCACUCCUUUGUUGCAUCAACUGACUAUAGACAGUCGCAGAGCACUAGGCGUGGCCAAGCAUUGACAAACAACGGCCACUGCAGAGCGCAGCCUAGAAAGGUGCACGUCUAG